AUGGCUCCAAAGACUGGGUUCAAAAUCCCUCAACCUUGGGACACAAGUAGACCUAUACUUGAUGAAAAGGAUCCCCUGUCGAUUGAGGCAUAUUUGCGUCACUGCGCGCAGAUCGUAGAGGAUGGAGGCAUCACAGAUGUCAAACAAGCAAAAAGCAUGUACAUUCGUUAUUUGCCGUCGCGGCAAGUGAUGGACGUAUGGGAAGGUCUCGAUACCUAUUCCGACGACACAAAAACUGUCGUGGAGUUCGAGGCCGAAAUAUUAAAAGGAUACCCUGAGGUGUCCAAGCGAAAAACGGGGACCAUGGCGGAUCUAGAUAGACUCUGUCGCGAGAACCGUGGAAUCAAAAUCACGGAUGAGGGAGAUUUGAAGCGUUUUGGCCUUCAAAUGUAUAGUCACUACAAGCGACUGUCAGUCCCUCCUGCCAUUAUUACCAACAAAGUCGCGUGUGAACGCUACAUGCGUACUUUGGACUCUGAGUUCAGUACCGUCUUGCGGAAUGCUUUGGCUACGAGUCAAGUAUUCAAUAAGCGCUACCAAACUCGCGCCGGGAUAGCAAACGCUAAUGUCCCCGCGACUGGAGUCAACCGGCAGGACGACCCCAUCCAGCUGAAAGAGCUAAUGACAAUGGCGGGCGUCCGCUUCGACUAUGAGACCAGUCCACCCAACCAUGCUAAGGUUGAGGAGUUGGAAAACUCGAUUUCCAACUUGAAGGACUCAUUCCUUCUACACCAAAAAGAGCUACAGACUCAGUUGCAGGAAGCGCUGAAGACGUUCGUACAGACGGCUCGCGAAGCGCCUAUACAGCGGUCGCGGCCAGUAGGCAACAACCCUUCUGUGCCCCACUUUGAAAGUCGCGCACAAGGAGGAGCUGCCGCACGGAACGACGACUGUUGCUAUUGUGGACAAACUGGUCACUGGUCGAACGAGUGCCUGCUCAAGAGGUCUCACAUUGAGAAAAACCUUCUCAAAGUCGACACCAAAGGGAUGUGGAGGCUCUUCGACGACAGCUUCUUACCAAAUGGAGAAGGGACUCAGGGGCAACGAGUAGAGGCUUAUUGGAAGAAGAAGGGCAAGUCCGUCAACUUCCAAGACUCCUACUACUUGGAUCAGUUCGAUAGCCGCGACAAUGAUGAUAUGUCCGACUACCCUGAAGAAGUGGCAGAUGAGAUACGCUCCCUUCGAAGUCAACUCAUCCAAUAUGAGAAGAAGUCGUCGCGGCCAACCCCAGAGAGUCGCGCUGAGCCAAAGACUCAAAGAGCUGCAUCUGGUUCAACCAGCAAUGCAAUGGAAAGUGUCAUGGGCCAAUUCAUGCAGAAAGCCAUGACCGACGCCAUGGCCGGCUACUUCAACAACAUGAACAGUGGUUAUCCUCAGACUCAGGAGCAGUUCAUUCAAACCCGUCGUGGUGCGAAUAGCCAACCUGAGCGCGACGAUAACAACUCGGCCAAGCCCUCUGAGGACCAUGAUAAACGAGCUGAGCAACGAGAGAAACCGAGGAAACCUGUGAUUAUUGAGGAAGUUAGUGAUAGCGACGAUGAUGAGGAAUCAGUGCGCGACAACACCGAAAAGAGAAAGGAACUACCGUUUGAGAAAGUCAAGCCCGUUCUACAAGAACCAGUACAUUCUUCAAAAGCGCGCGUUCCAGAUAAAUACCAGUUGCGUGCACCAAUUCAAAAGAAGGCUGUGGCAGAAGCAGUCUACGACAAAAUGAAAAACGCGUCAGUCGACGUCACUGUGGGUGAACUCCUAGCAGUUUCGGGGACUGUCCGCGACUCCAUUCUGAAGGACUCUUCGAAGAAACGAGUACCGGUUCAGAAGUCCAUGCUUCAAGAAACUGGUCGCGUCGUUGAAGACGUUUGGGAUGGAGAACUGAGCUACAACCUAGUCAGUGCUAAGGAAUUGCCCGAACCUGUGUUCUAUCAUAACACAGUUGAAGGAGAAAUUCCCAUUGGCGCAGUUGUCGCGACGGAUCCAUAUGAGAUGUACUUGGAGUCGAUACCCUCUAAUGAGAACCCAAGACAUGUCUAUGUUGGUGAUUCGUCGGCUGCUCUCAGAACGAUAAACGGACGGAUUAACGCGCGUCUCGACGCGGACUGCAUCCUAGACAGUGGAUCUCAGAUUGUAUCGAUGGCUUUCUCAGAGGCCGUCGACGCACAAUUGAGCUGGGACCCAAAAGUUGUCAUCUAUAUGGAAAGUGCAAAUGGAUCUAUCUCUAAGUCACUGGGAUUAGCGAGAAAUGUACCCUUCAGGUUUGGGACCAUCCUGGUCUACCUGCAGGUGCACAUUUUGGAAAGCCCAGCUUACAAGGUGUUACUCGGCAGACCGUUUGAUAUCGCGACAGAAAGCAAUAUCAAGAACGCGGCUGAUGGCAGCCAGAUAAUCACCAUGCGCGAUCCCAAUUUAAAAACACGUUGUGCAAUGGCUACGCAGCCACGUCGUGCAGACGACUUGCCGCGUAACACCAAAAACAACAACGGAUCUACCGAGCCCUACAGUUCGUCGAAACCGACGACCAGUCCAGACGAACCGAACCCUGAACGGGAUUUUCAAAGAGCUUCGAGGAAUUGA
Molecule: messenger RNA, 2571 nt
Organism: Mycena citricolor
Lineage: Eukaryota; Fungi; Basidiomycota; Agaricomycetes; Agaricales; Mycenaceae
Source: the annotation of a GenBank genome assembly